AAGACGUACAGACGUCGGUUCUGGCUACACACUAAAUUAUACUGCUGCUCUGUCGCGCUCCACGUCCGUGGGCGUGGCCUAACAGAUCGUCUGGGUAGCCAGGCAACUUGUUCUCGCCACUGUAAGAAAAAGGAAUCUUUACCUUGUGUCGUUGAUGCUUCAAUUUCCGUAUCGACUCCUUUCUCCUCCUCCACGCAAGACUUCUCAUCCGUACCCCACCUCUCAUCACAGCGUUGGUUUUAUCGGGAGCGGCAGGUGUAGACUGGAAGGAGGAAGCCGCGACAUAAAUCAUGCUUUGUCGGGAGCAGUCGGCUUUGGAGCAUGGAUCAUGACAUGCGGCUCAUACCAGAUCUCCAUAAGCGAGGCGCCAAGGAUCACGAGUGAACAUGGGGAUCAGGUCCAGAAAUGUUGCUAACGGUUCAGAGGAGCAGAGGGACAAAAAGUCAUCAGCCCUGCCCGUGGACUUGGACCAAGAGGCUGGGGUGGACAAAGAUGGAGCUCUCUUGUUGGUGGCUCCGGGUCGGGAAGAUUUCAAAAGGAGCACGCAGGGUUUUGGACUGUUGGCCAAGACGCCCCUGGGGUACACGCGACCCGUUAAGCGGAAUAACAUCAGGAAGCGAAGAAUUCAAACCCUUAUUUAUGAUGCCCUGGAGAGACCGAGAGGAUGGGCGCUACUGUACCACGCGUUUGUAUUUUUGAUUGUGCUGGGAUGUUUGAUAUUGGCCAUACUAACAACUUUCAAAGAACACGAAAAGGCCUCCGGCCAUUGGCUUGUUAUAUUGGAAACAUCCACCAUAUUUGUCUUCGGAACAGAGUUUGGGUUGAGAAUAUGGUCGGCAGGCUGUUGCUCCAGAUACAAAGGAUGGAGGGGGCGGCUCAAAUUUGCCCGCAAGCCAUUAUGUAUUUUAGAUAUUUUUGUGCUGAUUGCCUCGGUUCCGGUGGUUGCUGUGCGUAACCAAGGCAAUGUGCUUGCCACGUCCCUGCGCAGUCUGCGCUUCCUGCAGAUUCUGCGCAUGCUCCGCAUGGACCGCCGUGGAGGCACCUGGAAACUACUGGGCUCAGCCAUCUAUGCACACAGUAAGGAGCUGAUCACCGCUUGGUACAUUGGCUUCCUGUCCCUCAUUCUGGCCUCCUUCCUGGUGUACCUGGUGGAGAAGGAUGAUGUCACCAUGGAGGUGUCGGAUACUGAUAGCCCCACCAUUAAGCCCGAACCCCAGGACUUUGACACGUAUGCCGACGCUCUGUGGUGGGGCCUGAUCACAUUGACCACCAUUGGUUAUGGGGACAAAACCCCAAAGACGUGGGCUGGGAGACUGUUAGCUGGCACUUUUGCUCUCAUUGGAGUGUCCUUCUUCGCUUUGCCUGCAGGCAUCUUGGGCUCAGGCUUGGCUUUGAAGGUCCAGGAGCAGCACAGACAGAAGCACUUUGAGAAGCGUAGGCAUCCAGCUGCUGGGCUUAUUCAGUCUGCCUGGCGAUACUAUGCCACCAAUCCAAUCAGAGAGGACCUCAUUUCUACAUGGAGAUUCUACGAAACGGUCAUCUCAUUACCCUGUUUCAGGAAGGAUAAUUUGGAGGGCAUAGCAAGUCAAAAGCUGAGUUUGCUGGAGCGUUGUCGCAUGCCUAAUUCGCGACAGUCGACAGUAGUGAGGGGCAGGGUGCUGAUGCCGGGGAACCCGGACAUUGAAGAGAGUCCUUCCAAGGAACCCAAACCCGGCGGCUUCAGUAACCGGGAGCGGUUUCGCACAGCCUUCCGGAUGAAGGCCUACACCAUGCGUCAGAGCUCUGAUGUCUUUGUUCCCACAGAUGCUGGAGCCCUGCAGGACCCCGAGGAGCGGGGCUUUCCUGCAGACAUCCUCCUGGAGGAGAUGAUCCCCACGCUAAAGCUGGUCAUCAGGGCAGUCAGGAUCAUGAAGUUCCUCUUGAACAAGAAGAAGUUUAAGGAGACAUUGAGACCUUAUGAUGUCAAGGAUGUGAUCGAGCAGUACUCUGCCGGCCACCUAGACAUGCUCUGUAGAAUCAAAUACCUCCAGACAAGAAUAGACAUGAUCCUCGCCCCUGGUGCCCCUCUGACCCCGAAACAUAAGAAGAGUCAAAACAAACAGAACCCAUUUGCCUUUCCAACUCAACAGUCACCAAGGCAUGAGUCCUAUCUAGCCAAAGCAUCCAUUCCAGAUGCUGACCAAGACCAAAGCAUGAUGGGUAGAUUUGUCAGAGUGGAGAGACAGGUGGAGGACAUGGAGAAGAAGCUGGACUUUCUGGUGGACAUGCACAUCCAGCACACUGAGCACCUUCAGGUGGACUCGGCCGGCGCCGCCCACAUGACCACGGAGCCCCUUGACCAUGUGACAGGCAACACAGGCUCUGACGGCAAGGAGGGCUGUGGCUACACUGAGAUCCGCCGGGUCUUCUUCAACUACACCGAGACAUGCCCCCAAAUGUCCUACCAGGUGCCUGUGAGCAAAGUGAUGCCUUACUACAGCUGCCGCAGGGAGCCCAGUGCUGCAGCUGGAGGGGCGGAAGGAGUUGGGGGAAUGGGGCUGCCUGGGGGUGGCUACAUCCCUGCUGACCAUCAAGUCCCACCUGGCCACCACCUAGCCCCGAUCCCUACCUUCACAGAGCGGCCCAAUGUACUCCCCAUCAGCUCACUCCUGGACACCCAGAUGGCUGGACGGGAUGGGCAUGGGCCACAAAGUCCCUACACGGAGCACCUCACGCUGGGGUUGGGCCGGACCAUGGGGCAGAGAGCAGUGACGGACACUUCGCCGCUAUCCAUGCUUUCUGUGAACCACGAGGAGCUGGAGCGCUCACCCAGCGGGUUCAGUAUAUCGGGGGAGCGCGAGGAUAGGGAGGACCCCACACUGGGGACAGCAGGGGGGUCGGGAAGGUUGCGGGACAGCCGUUACCUGGCAGAGGGGGAGACGGACACAGACACGGAACCCUUCACGCCCAGCGGGGGUGGGGGGCAACUCCCCAAGUCAUCCACAGGAGAGGGCUUCCCUGAUUCUGUAUGGAACACACCGCCCUGAAUCGCUCACCAUUUUUAUUCCUUAAUUUUACACCUCCUCACCAACCCUUAUUUAGUUUGAGUCAAAUCGACAACCUUAAGCCCCUAAGCCCAUGCCUCUAAAAGCCAGUCGUCUUUGGGUUAAACGGACAUCACUGAACUCAACGCCAUGUGCAAGUUCAAUCGGCACAUGUCAAUUAUUUUGGGUGAAAUCCAUGUCUCUACACCCAAGUCAGUUUGGAUAGAAUUUAUCCCCAUAGACCCCAAUUCAAUCCAGAUUUAAUUGACACUAAAACCUGACUCAUUUUGGUUUACACCCUACACUUAUUGGCCCAGAGAAAGCCCAGAGAAAGCCACGGUCUCAAGACUACGUACACACACGAAAAGAAAAGACAGCGUUUGUAUAGUUAACAGACUUUGUACAGUACAGCGCACGCAUCACAACAUACAUAAAGCUAAGAUGAAAAAGUAUAUAGCAUUAAUAUAAAUAUAUACACCCAAACCUUUAUCGCUGCAAAGCAAACCGCACUGCAUGUACCGCAUGCAUUCUUUUUGUCGUAGAGCCUACAAUGUUCAGGUUUCAGGAAAAAGAAAACAAUUUUGAAUGGUACUUAUAAAUACUGUCAUUUUUUGUAAUACUUAUUUUUUUAUAUAAAUACAUUUAAUUUUUUUUGCAUGGUUUGCAUGAUGAUGCACAAUUUACAGACAGUUGACCUGAAUAUUUUUAACAAAAGUCUCCUGUCUCAUUCUUUAGUACUUGCUUACUAAUGUAUGUGUGAGUUGGGAAAAUAAUGACAAGCCAGAGACAAAAGACUUCUGCUUCCUUUUUGUCAAUAGACAAUAUAGGGAUGCCCCUUCUUCUUUCAUGCUGUGCAGUUUUUGAAAGGUUGUUUUAGUUCCUAUCAGAAAUACAUUCAAACAUAAAAUCAGUCAUUAAUUCACUACUAUCCUUAAAUGAGAGAAAACUCUUCCUCUUUGACACACCACAGAUUUAUUUGGCAUACAGUAGUUUUUGCAUCUUUAAAAAACUUGUAAUGACACAUUCAGGACAACUCAAGUAAGUUCUGUGAUGAGGCAUGGUAAGAACCAAUUAUUGCAUUAUAAGUUACAGAUCAUUUGGCAGAUAGGCUUAAAGUGAAUUUGCACAUGCCACGUCUAGAUUAGAAUAAACGGUUAUCUAGCAAGAUUGCAUCACAAAUUCUGAUUCCAUAAUUUAAAAAAAUCAUAAUAAUAUUGUAUGUACUUAGACUUAUGACAAAUCACUAUAUAAAUAGUACAAUAUCUGAAAACAGCUAGAAUAAUACCAUAAAUAUAUAAUCUACAUAGUAUGUAAAAUGAGAAAACAGUGACAAUAUCAUUACAUUUUCACAGAAUGUAAUGACAAGUGUAGCAUGAUGUAGGUCAACUUUAACGAUAAGUGAAAAAAUAGUGUAAUGUCUUAUUAUAUUACUGAGAGCAGAUUGGCAAAUAAAUCACAGUGAUGUGAAUCACUUGAAGAAAUAUGAACAAAAGUGAAAAAAAUGUCCCCCUCACAAAUGUAACAUUGAAGUUUUUAGUGUUUUUCCCCAAAAAAUUAUUUUCUUUUUGGUUUAAAAUGGAAAAUGUAGUUUCUUUGUAGAUGUCAAUCCAGUGGGUAAAACUGUUUUCAAUUACGUCAUUAUGCUGUUUUUUAUGACGCCCUAGUCCGAGGAAGUUUUGCUAACGUCUUUUUAACAACCAGAAAAGUGUAAUCUGGCCAGAUAAAAAAAAAUUAUUGGAAUGAAACAAAAUGGCAUUAUCUGGUUGUAAUCUGGUUAUAUGACAUCUUCUCGACCAGACAUACAGCAUCCAGACAGUCUUUAAGACUUGCCAAAUUUUAGACUCAAAGGUUUAUUUAUCUACAGAUUGAAUAGAUAGAACAGAUUAAAGACAUUAAUACAAAAUGAAAAUGAUUGUUAAUUUUAAACAAAGUUUUAAGUGAGAAGUAGACAUUGGUCUGACGCCGAAAA
Messenger RNA from Oncorhynchus mykiss (rainbow trout), 4992 nucleotides. NCBI's taxonomy places the organism in Eukaryota, Metazoa, Chordata, Actinopteri, Salmoniformes, Salmonidae. The record is from RefSeq and is a predicted model, not a curated record.